Messenger RNA from Pieris rapae (cabbage white), 350 nucleotides. Its product is annotated as virescein. The transcript has 2 exons. Gene Ontology annotation, cellular component: extracellular region. Bases 72 to 269 code for a protein of 65 amino acids. Gene Ontology annotation, biological process: defense response to bacterium. The record is from RefSeq and is a predicted model, not a curated record. Lineage: Eukaryota; Metazoa; Arthropoda; Insecta; Lepidoptera; Pieridae.
CAAAGAAAACUAAGAUAAACUCAUGUAUAUAAGCACUGGGUACUUCAUUCAAUCUAUUACGAACUGUGAUAAUGGAUUUCAGAAAAAUAUUUCUCUUAAUAGUUCUAAGUGUCUUCGCCAUAUUUGGCUCUGAAGCUAGACCAGGGAAAAUACCGAAAGCUGUCAUCAAAAAAGGCGCGAAACUUGGUAAUGGACUCAAAGCAUUGAACGUGGCUAGCACGGUACAUGAUAUCUAUAGCGCAUUACAUCACAAGAAGAAAAAACAUUAAUAUAUUAUAGAAAAGAUAUAUAUUAUAUUAUUAUAAAAUAACUUAGACACAGUAUUUCAUUUCUAAUAAAUUUUAUCUUUA